Messenger RNA from Tauraco erythrolophus (red-crested turaco), 861 nucleotides. The record is from RefSeq and is a predicted model, not a curated record. Lineage: Eukaryota; Metazoa; Chordata; Aves; Musophagiformes; Musophagidae.
AUGUCUGGAGGCAUUAGGGACCAACCUGAGGAAAUUCCUCAGCCAACCCCUCGGCGAAUCUUCCAGGAGAGGCAGAGGAUCACGGGUCUGCCGUUGUACUUCCAAGGUUAUCUGUCUGUCCGGCACUCAAGAUGCCAGGAAUUUAGAGUGUAUUGGACAGAACUCAGAGGAACUAUGCUCUUCUUUUAUGACGAUAAGAAAGCCCCAACAUACUCACAGAAAUUAGAUAUAUCAGCUUUGACCUCAGCAACCAACGUUUGUCCAGAGGAAAAUGGCUCUGCACAGUUCAUCCUGAUGCUGCUGGAUGGGGAACUAGAACUGAAGGCUAAUGACUGUGAAUGUGGGAAAGAAUGGAAGGGUUUUAUUCUCACUGUAACAAAGAUGUCAGUUCCACCAGAUGAGUCGUUACUACCUGAACAACUUACGAGAAUGCAUGAAGUGCUGGAGAAGGAAAAGAAAAGAAGAACUAUGGUUAAAAACUGUUCCAGCACAUCCAUGACCAGAAGCAGCUCUCCCAGCAGUACACUGACCACCAUGCCAGUGUGCUUCUAUGCAGUAUCUCGGCAACAAGCGACAGAGAUGUUAGAAAAGAACCCUUCAUGUGGGAAUUUGAUCCUGCGUCCCGGCAGCGAAAGCAAAAACUACGCAAUCACUAUCCGACACAAGCUGGACUUCAAGCACUACAAAGUGGUAUCCAAAGGAACGAGUUACAUUAUCGAAUUGGAAAGACGGGUGACUCUCCCAAGCCUUCAGGAUGUUGUCAACUACUUUGUGACCCAAACCCAAGGGCACCUGGAGCCGUUUGUCAUACAGACAGGUGCUGCAGAGGACCCAGUGUUCAGAAAGCACGCUGGUUGCUGA